This is a messenger RNA of Cylicostephanus goldi, 216 nucleotides long. The record is from the annotation of a GenBank genome assembly. NCBI's taxonomy places the organism in Eukaryota, Metazoa, Nematoda, Chromadorea, Rhabditida, Strongylidae.
AUGGGAGGAUUUGGUGGAGGCUAUGGAGGAAUGGGUGGCAUGGGAGGAAUGGGCAAUGGUUAUGGCGGUUACGGUGGAAACCAAGCGUCCGUCAGUUUCGAGGGUAAGCGCAGCCUAACAGCUCCCAUUACAGGCAUGGGAGGACAACCUGAUCAAUUCGGUGGAGGCAACUACGGCGGACAGCCUUAUAUGGGUGGAAUGAACGGAUUCCCAUAA